This is a messenger RNA of Austrofundulus limnaeus, 582 nucleotides long. RefSeq names its product TP53 regulating kinase (gene tp53rk). Gene Ontology annotation, biological process: protein phosphorylation. The record is from RefSeq and is a predicted model, not a curated record. Lineage: Eukaryota; Metazoa; Chordata; Actinopteri; Cyprinodontiformes; Rivulidae. Gene Ontology annotation, molecular function: ATP binding; protein serine/threonine kinase activity. Gene Ontology annotation, cellular component: nucleus; EKC/KEOPS complex; cytosol.
GCAUCUCUACUCCAGUUGUUUACUUUGUAGACUACAGCUGUCAUUGUGUUUUCCUGGAGGAGGUUUUGGACUCCGUAACAGUGCGAGACCACAUCACCACCUCCCAGCAGUCUGGCUCCUGUAAGGAGGAAGAGCUGCAGCGACUGGCUCAGCACAUAGGCCAGAUUUUAGCUAAAAUGCACGAUGAGGAUGUCAUCCACGGAGACCUGACCACCUCCAACAUGCUGCUGAGGCGCGGCCCGGAGGACACGCAGCCCGACCUCGUCCUCAUCGACUUCGGCCUGAGUUACAUCUCGGCUCUGCCGGAGGAUAAGGGCGUGGACCUGUUUGUUCUGGAGAAGGCCUUCCUCAGUACGCACCCCAACACAGAGCUGCUGUUUGACAAGCUGCUGAAGAGCUACAGCACCUCGUCCAAAAGGUCUGCGGCCGUCAUCACAAAGCUCGACGAGGUUCGGCUGAGAGGGAGGAAGAGGUCCAUGGUGGGAUGAGUAGACCCUCCUCUGAGAGACACAAAAACUGUAAUUACUGAGGCACAUUUUGAACAGUUUGUUGAUGUGUAAUAAAACAUCUAUAUGUAAAAGA